Molecule: messenger RNA, 1398 nt
Organism: Histoplasma mississippiense
Lineage: Eukaryota; Fungi; Ascomycota; Eurotiomycetes; Onygenales; Ajellomycetaceae
Exons: 3
Coding region: 1-1398 (465 amino acids)
Biological process (GO): D-serine catabolic process
Molecular function (GO): D-serine ammonia-lyase activity
Source: RefSeq, a predicted model, not a curated record
AUGUCCGGUGUGACCAAUUAUCCCAAUGCUUCGCGCGAGGGCCUCAAGGCCCAGUAUGUUGGGCGGAUGCUUCGCGAUGUUGACGGCCCAGCUGCGAUUAUAGACGUGGCUGUUGCACGUAAGAACUGCCAACUGAUGCUCGAUGCAGCAGAGGCCUUGGGGGUCCUUUUCCGCUCUCAUGUUAAGACUCACAAGACAACAGAGCUCACGAAGUUCCAAGUAGGGGAGCAGAGCAAUCCGGUUCGAUUGGUAGUUUCGACCCUCGCAGAAGCUGAGCAGCUACAGCCGUACCUCGAAGAAUGCAAAGCCAAUGGGAGGUCUAUAGACCUCAUUUAUGGCUUGCCUGUGCAACCGUCGAGCUUCAAACGGCUUACGGCGCUGGGUAAAUCGCUAGGAACUGCGAGUAUAUCCGUGCUUGUGGAUAAUCCAGAUAUUAUCCCCUUCCUUUCUCAAUACCGAGAGACCACAUCAGACACUCUUGGUGUCUUUAUCAAGCUUGAUACUGGCAAUAAUAGAGCCGGUAUUCUGCCGGAGUCCCAGCAAUUUAAAGACCUCGUUGCAGCAGUCCAUGCAGCCGAGCAUGAUGACUCUAUCGGAAUAUCACUACGCGGGUUUUACAGCCAUUUAGGCCACAGUUAUAGUUCGGAUAGCACCAAUGAAGCCAUGGAUUAUCUGGCGCAGGAGGUCGAACGAUGUGGGAUCGCUGCCGCCUAUGCCUCGACAGUGGGCAAAUAUUCAGGGAGCCGCUUUCUAAUUUCUGUUGGCGCGACCCCAACCACCACAGCGGCUCAGAAUCUCACCUCCCCUGAUACGGUUGACCCUACGAUUAAACGGGUCAAGGAGUUAUUUGAUCGCUCGAAGGAAUCCUACGACAUCGAACUACAUGCCGGCGCCUAUGUAACGCUGGAUAUGCAACAGCUAGCAGCACACGCCCGGCCAACCUCGUCACAUCUCUCUUUCAACGACAUAGCCUUGACCGUCCUGGCAGAGGUCGGAAGUCUAUACCCCCACAGAGAAAAGCCAGAAGCACUUGCCGCAUGCGGGAGCCUAUGUCUCGGUCGAGAAGCGUGUCGAAACUAUCCUGGCUGGGGAGUCGUCACGCCCUGGCUGGAAGGUGGUGAGGGAAUAAGGACGGCGGAAACCGGAUGGUAUGAUCCCGAAGGAGAUCGAAGGGGGUGGAUUAUGGAUCGGAUUAGCCAGGAACAUGGGAUUCUUGCGUGGCAUGGCCCACGAGAUAAGGUUCGGCUGCUGAAAAUCGGAGAGAAAAUUCGGAUUUGGCCCAAUCACUGCUGUAUUUGUAUAGCUGGGUUUAGCUAUGUGUUGGUGGUGGAUUCGAGCCUGGAAGGCGCUGAAAGGGAUAGAGUGCAAGAUGUGUGGUUCAGUUGGCGAGGAUGGUAG